GUUGGUGUACAGAGCAUACAGAAAACAUAGCCUGCCGCCGCCAAAAAAAAAUUGUUCACUACGUUGUCUGGUGACAGAGAAACUAUAUAAACAUAUUUUUAAUUAUUAAAUGUUAGCGAAAAAAUGAAAGAAAACAAAAUAAUUAAAUUGGUUCACGUCGCGUGGCGUGAACGGUGGUCCGACUCGCAAUGGGGUAUUAACAUUAAAAAUGUAAUACCACGAGGUGUCAGCGGAGAUGUUUAUAAUUUAUCAGAUUGUUUACUCCAACAAGCCCUGAUUGGUUCCACAGCCAAUCCGAUGGUUCUGAAUUAUUUAAAACAUUCGCUAUGUGCCCAUCUGGUUUCAUACGCCGCUGUCUUGAGGCGUAUAGCGAAAUAUGAACAUUUCGAUCGAAUUUACUGCUUGACUUCGUUGUUGGAUUUUGUAGAUUCCAUUUUAGAUGGGGUUUCGUGUCGAACAAAGGCUGAGGAAUCAAUGUUGCCUGGCGCAAUUGUUUCUUUUGUCGAUUGGCUUAUGCAUAUAUUUGCAACUAUUACCACCAGCUACGAAAUGAAUCGCGAACUAAGCGCUGAAAACUCCUAUUUGCUUGAUCAAUGUUGCGCGGUUAUUGAAAAGCUAGUUAAGAAUCAAUUUAUACUAGCAAUUCUAUUUGUUGGAAGGCAAGAGGCUCCCGAUAAUUACAGUAAAAUACGUGAAAACUAUGCCACAAUUAAGACAUCAUUGACAAAUUCCAAUUUUACGCCGCCCCACCCCGGCGUGGAGAAAUAUCUGCAAAAAUUGGCGUACAUAGAUGUACAUCAUUUGGAUAUGAAAAUUCUGGAUGUCCACCAGGUGCCAGAACCAAUUUCGUAUUGUGUACAGCCCUUGCUGGCAGUUGAGGUAUUACUGAAUCCAUGUAAUGAUGUAUCAUAUUAUGUAGCAGAAAUGCAGAUGUUGCAAAGACUAAAAAAGUUUUCCAAUACCCGGCUGUUUUAUGAAAUUAUUCGUGCUGGUUUUGUGUCGCUCAGCAGUGUGGUAACAAGUCACGACACUAUCUGGGGGGCAUUUAUGUUUUUCAAGGUUCCCCAAAUUAUAAAGCAGCUGCAUGCGCUUAACAGAGCUUCUGUAGAACCAAACCCAACCGAUUUUAUUCCGGAGGUUGUUGAAGCCUUUGAAAUGCUACUUGAAGAUAAUCUACUCUUAGAUUUAAUGGAUUCAAAAUGUUCUUGCAACAUUAUUGAGUAUCUUCUCAAUGAUUGGGCCAAACAACAUUUGGUCAACGAGGUUCAUGUUAAGCAUUUUGCAGCACAGCGAGAUCAAGAGGCAUCGUUGCUAUUGCAAAAACGUGAAUGGGGCAAUCAAACACAAUCCAUAAUUAAUUUUAUAAUACGUGCCGAGGUUCCCUUGUCUGGUGUGUUAAAGACACUUAGCGCAGAUUACAACAAGGUGCAGGAGGCAUUGUUGGGUGUGCUAUGCCAAGUCUUAGUUGGAAAUAGCUUUGAUUUGAUACUGGCAGUAGCAACUGUCGAAGGUCGUUUGAAGACGUUUGUUUCGCGGCUAAUACAAUGCAAUGAAAACUCAAAACAAAUUCCAGGCGAAAUUGGAAAAGCAUCCAUUAUUCGUUCCACAUUGUUUGAUGUUUCAUUUUUAAUCCUGACAUCAAUUGUCCAGACAUACGGUUCACAUGUGGUUUUAACAGAUAAUGGUGACAGUUUCUUUGAGAAAUGGGUGCGAGAGUGCAUGUUCGAGCGAAACAAACCGAAAAACCAUCGUAAUAUGUUGGCAAUGUGUGAUGAUAAUAUUGUGGACGAGUUGUUAUUGACCUUUAGCAAACCUGACACGCAGAUGAAAAGUUCAAACAUAACCUGGAACGACAUCUGUAUCAAUUUACCCGGCGUCAUAAAUCAUGUCUUGAUAUCUUGGGAAAAAGACACUUUGUCUGCAGCCGAUGUCAAGAAUAUAUUGGAUAAUAUUAAGAGACGCAUGUUCUCGUUUUCAGUUUGUGCAACGGCGUACUUAAGGGCUUAUAUGCAUUCCGUAAAAGACAAAGAACUUCUGAAGCCACUGAAUAUGAUUCAGCAAUUCCUUACUCCACCGUGUAAUGAAGAAAUGUCCUCACAAGAAAAUGUCAAAGAACGUUUGGGUCUUUCAUUUCAAAUUAUACGAAAAAUGCAAUAUGAUGCUCAUCCUGCGGGCAGUCUUAAGUCUCGCAGUUUGACUUUAACACAAAAUCUGGUUUCACGCAAUCCUUUGGUGGAUCAAUAUAAAGAUGUCUGGAGUACAAUAGCCGACAACGGUUGGGUAUCACCAGGAGCAGCUCAGGUCCUGGAAUCUCUUUUACAUGCCGGUGGUCCUGCUUGGCUAUCUUCUCAAUUGGUUGAGGAAAUGCUUAAAUGUAAAUAUAAAAAGGAUAUGAUGAAAACAAUGGACAUUGUAUUUGCAAUUUCCCAUUUGGAUAUAGAGCGUAUUACUGAGGCUUUGCUUACCAAUGUCGUUCCGGCCAUAAUCAACAAUCGCCAAGAAGAGGACACCAACUUGCCCCACUCUUAUGUAUUGGCUAGAUUAUGUGUCUACUGCAUUAUAUCGGCCUUGGAGACACGAAAUCAAACAAUGCAAAAGAAACGUUCUCGCUCUCAUGAUGGUGACGACCAUGAGUUAAAUAAUGCAGCAAAGAUGCGCAAAAUUGCUCCAGACGGUUCAGACAAUUCAUGUUCCAAUGAUUUUCUCUCAGAAAAUAAUCUACUAUUGGGAUCAUCCAUAACAGCGAUGCAUGCAAACAAUAUGCGCGAAACGCCAACGCAAUUGAGAGAACCUUUGCAAUCGUCAAUUCAAUAUAUAUUUAAAGUAUUUCAACAUUUUGUUGCCACCGAUGAGCUGUCACCGAAAACAUAUUUUGUCUAUCAGUUCAUAACCCUGUUGGUAGAGUGCGGCAAAGAUCGUGUCAAGCCCAUUCUCAAGCUAUUGCCGCCAAGUCUUAUGCAGUGUCUUUUGAAGGCAAUGGCGGCCGAAGACAUACAUGUGGGUUUGAUUACAAGACUUUAUGAUUUGCGUGUGAAUAUAGGCCGUCAAGCAGCUGUCUCAGAUUUAUGUCUGUGGAGAAAUAUAAAAUUAAAGCAACAAAGCAUUCAAUUAUAGAUGAUCAAUGUUUCAUAUGAUUGCUUCAACAUGUAAUAAGAUAAGAUCAACAUUUAUAUGCUUACAAGUCUUAGAGAGCUUGAAAAAUAAAGUACAUAUGUAGAAUAAUUUUUUA
Molecule: messenger RNA, 3229 nt
Organism: Musca domestica (house fly)
Lineage: Eukaryota; Metazoa; Arthropoda; Insecta; Diptera; Muscidae
Gene: MED24
Product: mediator of RNA polymerase II transcription subunit 24
Exons: 12
Coding region: 124-3114 (996 amino acids)
Cellular component (GO): mediator complex
Molecular function (GO): transcription coregulator activity
Source: RefSeq, a predicted model, not a curated record